Molecule: messenger RNA, 1279 nt
Organism: Punica granatum (pomegranate)
Lineage: Eukaryota; Viridiplantae; Streptophyta; Magnoliopsida; Myrtales; Lythraceae
Source: RefSeq, a predicted model, not a curated record
CUCUCCCCCAUUUUUGUCCCCAAGCUCCAAGAAUUAGCACAUCAAACAUUAGUACUGUAAUUGACCAUAAAAUUAAACUGAUAUAUAUCAUCAUCAUAUAUAUAAAUGCCUGCUCUGUGUGUAUACAUACAUACAUACAUAUAUAUAUAUAUAUAUAUAAAUGAAUUUUCAAAGUCUGCUAGUAAGCUGAUGACCUCAUGAUGAGUAUAUAUUAGAGUAGUGUGUGGGGUUGAUAUUUUCUGAAAGAGAGACUGGGGAGAGAGAGAGAGAGAGAGAGAGAGAGAUGGGGAGAGGGAGGGUGGAGGUGAAGAGGAUAGAGAACAAGAUCAACCGGCAGGUGACCUUCUCGAAGAGAAGGAAUGGCCUCCUGAAGAAGGCUUACGAGCUCUCGGUCCUCUGCGACGCCGAGAUUGCCCUCAUCAUCUUCUCCAGCCGCGGCAAGCUCUACGAGUUCGGGAGUGCCGGUACAAGCAAGACUGUCGAGCGUUACCAGCAUCAUUAUGGCUUCGGACAAGACAUUGGACGUGAAACACAAAUGCAGAGCUGGUGCCAAGAGGUUACGAAACUAAAGGUGAAGUUCGAGUCUCUUCAACGCACCCAGAGGCAGUUGCUUGGGGAAGAUCUUGGACCACUGAAUCUGAAGGAAUUGCUAAAUCUUGAGAAACAACUCGAAGGAGCUCUUGCACAGACCCGGCAAAGGAGGACGCAGCUCAUGGUGGAGCAAGUGGAAGACUUGCGGAAAAAGGAGAGGCAGCUGGGAGAUAUCAACAAGCAGCUCAAGCUCAAGCUCGAAGCCGAACUGUGGAGCUCCAGCAAUGGAGGAGCAACAACAUCAGGGACUAGCAACUUCCAUCUCCACUAUGCCCAGCCUAACUCCAUUGAUCACUGUGAACCACCUGAACCUGUACUCCAAAUUGGGUACCAGUAUGUGCAAGCAGAGAGCUCGUCUAUCCCGAAGAGCAAUACGGCUAGCGAGACCAACUUCAUCCAGGGAUGGGUUCUUUGAAAAAAAAAUGAAAAUCUAAUUAAGUUAAAGCCAUUGCACUCCAGGCACAACGAAUGAAUUUGUGUGGAUAUAUUAAUUGUUACUUUUGGAUUAUGUGGUCUCCUUAAAUAUGUUUUGAUGUUCUAAGCAUGCAUUCUCCAAAACAUGCUGCACGUUUGGCCAUAUUCUGUGCUAUGGUUAUGGUUACGUUAUGUGAAUCAUAACGAAGUUUGAUUUAUUUUGUUUUGAAAAUCAAUCAAUCUGGUUGCUUUGCGACUAAAGUUUAUAUAUGUA